ACUCUCACUCGGACAGCGGACAGAGUACUUCAGGGCAACCAGACCCAAAGAUGGCCAAACCAGCGAGACCACACCACUGCUCCCAUUGUGGAAAGAGUUUUAUUAAUUUAAGGAGCCUAAAAGUUCAUGAAAGAGUACACACAGGAGAAAAGCCUUUCCACUGCUCACAGUGUGGAAAGAGUUUUACUCAGUUAGGGAAUCUGAAAAUGCAUGAGAGAAUACACACAGGAGAGAAGCAUUUCCACUGCUCCCUGUGUGGAAAGAGUUUUACCCAGUUAGUUGCCGUGAAAACACAUGAGCGAAUACACACAGGAGAGAAGCCUUUUCACUGCUCCCUGUGUGGAAAGAGUUUUACCCAGUUAGGGGCCCUGAAAACACAUGAGAGAACACACACUGGAGAGAAGAAUUUCCACUGCUCCCUGUGUAGAAAGAGUUUUACCCAGUUAGGGGCCCUGAAAAAACACGAGAGGACACAUACAAGAGAGAAGCAUUUCCACUGCUCCCUGUGUGAAAAGACWUUUACCCAGUUAGGGUCCAUGAAAACGCAUGAGAGGACACACACUGGAGAGAAACCACACCACUGCUCCCAUUGUGGAAAGAGUUUUAUUAAUUUAAGGAGCCUAAAAGUUCAUGAAAGAGUACACACAGGAGAAAAGCCUUUCCACUGCUCACAGUGUGGAAAGAGUUUUACUCAGUUAGGGAAUCUGAAAAUGCAUGAGAGAAUACACACAGGAGAGAAGCCUUUCCACUGCUCCCUGUGUGGAAAGAGUUUUACCCAGUUAGUUGCCGUGAAAACACAUGAGAGGACACACACAGGAGAGAAGCAUUUCCACUGCACCCUGUGUGGAAAGAGUUUUACCCGGAUAGGGUCCCUGAAAACACAUGAGCGAAUACACACAGGAGAGAAGCCUUUUCACUGCUCCCUGUGUGGAAAGAGUUUUACCCAGUUAGGGGCCCUGAAAACACAUGAGAGAACACACACUGGAGAGAAGAAUUUCCACUGCUCCCUGUGUAGAAAGAGUUUUACCCAGUUAGGGGCCCUGAAAAAACACGAGAGGACACAUACAAGAGAGAAGCAUUUCCACUGCUCCCUGUGUGAAAAGACUUUUACCCAGUUAGGGUCCAUGAAAACGCAUGAGAGGACACACACUGGAGAGAAGCUAUAUCACUGCUCCCAGUGUCAAAAUUCUUUUUCCACAUUAAGGGACCUGAAAUCACAUGAAAGAAUCCACUUAGUAGAGAAGCAGAGGCCGUUUCAAUGCUCUCAGUGUGGAAAGAGAUUCAUCCAGUCAUCACAUCUGAAAGAUCACACGACAACACACACAGGAGAAAAACCGUUCCAAUGCUCUCAGUGUGAAAAGGGUUUUACCAGGUUAAGCACACUAAAAACACAUAAGAGUACACACAGGACAUCAGCAUUUCCAAUGCUCCCAGUGUGAAAAAAACGGUUUGUACACCUGAAAAUGCAUCCAUUAACAACUAUUGAUUAAUUUAUUGGGGGGGAAAAUGCACUGAGUACGAGGACAACCCAGGGGAUAACGCGUUAAAGUGAAAAUGACUUGUUUCCAACGUGGUCCUCGAUGAAAUAAACUCAAUACAGACAAUACACAAGAUAAAUAUAUUUUCCUCCCAGUGUGGAAAGGUAUUUACCUAGUUAGGGAACCUGUAAGACCACGAGGGAACAAACACCGGGGAGAUGCCUUACCACUGCUCCCAGUGUGGAAAGAGAUUUUUCACAUCUCAUAACACACACAGUGCUCCCACACUUUUUUUUCUGUGUUCGUUCGGUCAUGAA
Molecule: messenger RNA, 1795 nt
Organism: Salvelinus sp. IW2-2015
Lineage: Eukaryota; Metazoa; Chordata; Actinopteri; Salmoniformes; Salmonidae
Source: RefSeq, a predicted model, not a curated record